AUGUCCGGACCGGACGCAGACUUUGAUCUGUCGAAAGCACUCGCAGAUCUUGCAAAGGGUGAAAUGACUGCCUCGGCCCUGGAAAAUCAACUCAACGCAAUUGAAAGCCAAGUUGAUGAACUCUUGGCAUCUUUCGAAAAGCAGGGUACUGCUGCAGCGGAGGCUACGUCUGUCGACAAAACAGACCCUCGUCAACCAUGCACAGACCAGGAUCACAAAGUAGAGCCAUCGAAUAGUCCACCCAAGUGA
Messenger RNA from Penicillium mononematosum, 249 nucleotides. RefSeq lists its product as uncharacterized. The transcript is spliced from 3 exons. NCBI's taxonomy places the organism in Eukaryota, Fungi, Ascomycota, Eurotiomycetes, Eurotiales, Aspergillaceae. The record is from RefSeq and is a predicted model, not a curated record. The coding region runs from base 1 to 249 and encodes 82 amino acids.